GGCAGACCGGAUAUAGUGAAUGCGGGGUCCAGGCAGACCGGAUAUAGUGAAUGCGGGGUCCAGGCAGACCGGAUAUAGUGAAUGCGGGGUCCGGGGAGACCGGAUAUAGUGAAUGCAGGGUCCGGGGAGACCGGAUAUAGUGAAUGCAGGGUCCGGGGAGACCAGAUAUAGUGAAUGCAGGGGUCCGGGGAGAGCGGAUAUAGUGAACGCAGGGUCCGGGGAGAGCGGAUAUAGUGAAUGCAGGGUCCGGGGAGAGCGGAUAUAUGAAUGCAGGGUCCGAGGAGAGCGGAUAUAGUGAAUGCAGGGUCCGAGGAGACCGGAUAUAGUGAACGCAGGGUCCGAGGAGACCGGAUAUAGUGAAU
Messenger RNA from Staurois parvus, 362 nucleotides. Lineage: Eukaryota; Metazoa; Chordata; Amphibia; Anura; Ranidae. The record is from the annotation of a GenBank genome assembly.